CCGCGCGUGGGUAGCUUCGUCCGUAGGAGCGCGCCGGCCGGGCGGGAGCUGUCAUCUCGGAGCUCUAGGGACUGGAAUUGUUGAAGUCAACAUGGCGAAACGCAUCAGCCAGGAGACCUUUGAUGACGUGGUACAAGAAAAUAUCACAGAGUUUGACAUGGACCCUGAAGAGGCUGUGAAAGAAGCUGUUCAGCAAUUUGAAUCUCAAGGGGUUGAUCUGACCAACAUUGUAAAAACAAGACCCAAAGCAUCUGCUUGUGGUGACCAAGGACCAAAACAUAAAAUUUUGCAGACCCUGGAUGCUCUCCAGAAGUCUAUUGACUCUGCAGCCCCUCAAGAGGUGGCAGAACACCUAGUGAGCUUCAGUGAGCAGUGCCGGGGGCAGCUCGCCAGCCGCUACCUGGCUGCACAGAAGGGUGCAUAUGCUGUUGUGUUCUCAGCCUGCCAGCGAGCCGUGACGGAAGAGCAGGGCUUCUUGGUAAAAGCCCUGAAUGCCCUGGCUGCCCUGACUGAGGGCCAGCCAGACCUGCUUGAUCCCCGGGGGCUGCAGUUACUAGUGGCCACGCUGAAGGAGCACUUGGGAGUGGCUGAGGUGGCGUGCUCUGGGCUGCGCUGCAUUCGGUGUGUCUGCCUCAAGCACGAGCAAAACCGGCAGAGCCUGGUGAGGGCGGGCAUCUUGCCUCUGCUGACCAGGGCCAUUGAGAAGCACAGCGGCAGAGCCAAUGUGGUCAAGGAGGCCUGCUCCGCUCUGAGAGUCAUGACAUUUGACGAUGACAUCCGAGUGCCCUUCGGCCACGCUCACGACCACGCCAAGAUGAUAGUGCAAGAGAACAAAGGCUUAAAGGUUCUCAUAGAAGCAGCCAAAGCAUUCCUGGACAACCCUGCUCUUCUCGGUGAGCUUUGUGGUACUUUGUCGCGCCUGGCAGUUCGGAAUGAAUUCUGUCAGGAGAUCGUCGAUCUAGGGGGCCUCAACAUCAUGGUGACUCUUCUGGCUGACUGCAUUGAUCAUCAGGAGCUGGUACGGCAGGUGCUGAGUGCUCUCCGAGCCAUUGCUGGCAACGAUGAUGUAAAGGAUGCCAUUGUCAGUGCAGGUGGAACAGACUUCAUUGUGAUGGCGAUGACCCGGCAUCUCUCCAGUCCCCAGAUCUGUGAACAAAGCUGUGCAGCCUUGUGCAUGCUGGCCCUGCGCAAGCCAGACAAUAGUCGGGUGAUUGUUGAGGGUGGGGGGCCCUUGGCAGCCCUGCAGGCCAUGAAGACCCAUCCGAAUGAAGUCGGUGUACAGAAACAAGCUUGUCUGCUGAUCCGUAACCUCGUAUCCCGCACUCAGGCCUUCUCCCAACCCAUCCUGGACAUGGGAGCAGAGAGGCUCAUCAUGGAAGCCCGAGCCACACAUCGGGAAUGUGAUGAUGUGGCCAAGGCUGCCCUGCGAGACCUGGGCUGUAAGGUGGAGCUUCGGGAGCUCUGGACAGGAGAAAAGGGAGACCUGACUCUCUGAGGCCCUCCUCUCCCAGCAGACUUCAGGAACAUUCCACACCCCAACUGGGCCCACAGAAGGAAGCGGCUCAGCUGGGAACUUUGGGCUUCUUGAGCUAUUGGGGUACAGUGCUGCUCAGAGGCCUCAUGGAAAAAGCUAUCGCCUUUCAAGGCCCAGAAGGAAAGUUCUCUACCUCUCCUCCUGAGGGAACAUGCCCUCUAUGUAGCCUUGGUACCACCUCUGUCUGUCCUGUGUGCUUCUGAGGGCCAAAGUUGGAAGAGAUUGGUUUGGAUACAACAGGCCCCCUUCCUCCUGGAGUGAUUUUAGCCAUUGUCUUGUUCACUUUAAUAUGAAAGUCUUAGUGGCCAUGUCUGUCUUUUAUCAUCCUUAGGCCAAGAUGCAUGUUCCUGUGAAGGUGGAACAGCCAGAGUCACUGAGUCAGGCCAUCAGGGCCUUCUUAUCACUCUGACUGAAGUGCUUCUCAGAUACUGAAGGCUAAACAUUAAACCCAUUCAUUCUCUUAACAGUUUACAAUCAUCCCUUGGUGAAUCAGUUCACCUCCUGGCUGCUCGCUUCAGCAGUCACUUACCCCUAAUCACAUCACCAAUUUUGCCCUGCCAACCCUCGGCCUUGGAUCCCUUCCUCCAUCCUCUGUCUUGCUGGGGAAUAUCAUAAAACUGUGUUGACUAUAAAUUUAUGUUACAUAAUCUUACUUAAAGGCUGCCUUUGUUGUUCCUCAAACGAGACACUCCAGGCAUUUUUCUCUGGCUGUCUUUUUAUGCAUGGAAUGCUCUCUCCUCAUCUCUAGCUAAUGGAAGCUCAUUUAAGUCCCAAUUAAAAAAAAAGUCCCAUCUUUUAUUGGAAGCCUUCCCCAGCUUUUGUUAAUUCUGGUGCCUUCCCUCUGUAAAUUAUUUCCUCUUUAUCUCACAUAGAGCCUGUUUGUACCUACUUAUUUGCUUGUCAUCAUCUUUGUUAGCUUGUGAGCUCUUUUAGGGGCAGGGAUUGUCGUGGUGUCAGGGGUAUAUCAUAGGUGCUUAAUAAAUGUUAAUUGACUGUCAAGGGUGACUAUUGGCUAUGUCCUAUGUCCCAAGCUUGGAAAUGCCAGGUAGCUUGUGAUAGCAGCCCCCGUAAAAGGUGCUAGAUUUAUCCAAUCAUUUUUUUGAUGAAGCAUUUGGGAUUAAGUGACUUGCUCAGGAUGAAACGAACUAGUGAGUGGCAAGUGUCUU
This is a messenger RNA of Sarcophilus harrisii (Tasmanian devil), 2700 nucleotides long. RefSeq names its product armadillo repeat containing 6 (gene ARMC6). Gene Ontology annotation, molecular function: protein binding. NCBI's taxonomy places the organism in Eukaryota, Metazoa, Chordata, Mammalia, Dasyuromorphia, Dasyuridae. Gene Ontology annotation, biological process: hematopoietic progenitor cell differentiation. The transcript has 8 exons. The coding region runs from base 92 to 1495 and encodes 467 amino acids. The record is from RefSeq and is a predicted model, not a curated record.